Messenger RNA from Sphaeramia orbicularis (orbiculate cardinalfish), 5197 nucleotides. RefSeq names its product tenascin R (restrictin, janusin) (gene tnr). Gene Ontology annotation, molecular function: protein binding. The record is from RefSeq and is a predicted model, not a curated record. NCBI's taxonomy places the organism in Eukaryota, Metazoa, Chordata, Actinopteri, Kurtiformes, Apogonidae.
GAGAGAGCGGCGGAGAGUGGAGCAGCACUCAACCACUUUGCUCGUCCUCAUAUUUCCCACUGCAGCUGUGUGAGGCAGAGUGAGCGGCGGAGAGGAGAGAGCGCUUCAGAGCCUCGUGGAAACAGCAGGACCACGUACCACUUGGCUGAGAGAUCGAUGCACUUACACCAAGCCACACAGCCAGGAAGGGUGAGCGGCCCGUAGGACAUCAGCGUACGGCCGCAGACACAGAGCGACAGAGUAGCCAAAGGGGACACAGAGUGAGGAGAGUGAGAAGGAGAAGACUACCUGAGGCCUAUUCAGAAGCUCUCAGCUGGUCACUCAGAGCAGCUGCAUUUCAACACACCAGCAGUACAAAGAUCGACUCCACCAGGUGCUCCCUAGGUGCAGAGUCAGGGAGAGGCAGGCAACAAGAGAACAAAGUACUCACAGAAAAGGUGUGAGAGGGCAGGACUAGGAGGCUAUUUCCCACAAUGCCGCUGGCCCAGCACCAUCACAGGGCCACUGUGCCCACAACAGGCUGGAUUCUGGCUUUGGCUCUGUUUCUUGCUCUACAGGGUACCACUCACGCUGCUCCAUCAGGAGACAACAAGCUGGUUCGUACCACCAGAGUGAGGAGACAGACCCCAGAGGGAGAGCAGCCCUUCUCCUCUUCCUCAUCCAACCAGACCCUGGGGGAGCAGCCGGUGGUCUUUAACCACGUCUACAACAUCAAUGUUCCCUUGGAGUCUCUGUGCUCUGUGGACCUGGAUGCUUCUGCACCGCCAGCUCCAGGUGAUGGUCCUCGUGCUGAGCUGGGAUCCAGACCUUCUGUGGAGGGUCCAAUGGAUCCAUCAGGACCAACGGAAUACACUGAACAGACACUGGACACUGAGAGUCAGGUAACAUUCACACAUCGCAUCAACAUCCCUAAAGCAGCGUGUGGUUGUCCAGCAACAAUCACAAUCCAGCAGCUUGCCACCAGGGUGGAGAUGCUUGAGAGGGAGGUUUCUCUGCUCAGAGCUCAGUGUGGAUCUGGUUGCUGUGGGGAGAGCCCGGCCAUGGGUCGCUUGGACUUCGUCCCAGGCUGCAGUGGACAUGGCAGCUUCAGCUUUGAUCUCUGCGGCUGCAUCUGUGAGGAAGGCUGGACUGGCAAAAACUGCUCUGAGCCUCGCUGUCCAGAUGACUGCUCCGGCCAGGGAGUGUGCGUUGAAGGGGAGUGUGUGUGCGACCGUGACUUUGGAGGGGACAACUGUUCAGAGCCCAGGUGCCCUUUGGACUGCUCAGGCCGUGGGUUGUGUAUCGAUGGCGAGUGUGUGUGCGAAGAGUCCUUCACUGGUGAAGACUGUAUGGUCGGGAGGUGUCUCAAUGACUGCUCCGACCAGGGGCUGUGUAUCAAUGGUACGUGCCAGUGUCGGCCCGGGUACGUGGGAGAGGACUGCUCGCUGGUUUACUGUGCCAACAACUGCAGCAAGAAGGGAGUCUGCAAAGAGGGAUUCUGUGUCUGCCAGGACGGCUUUGCAGGGGAUGACUGCAACUCUGUGGCACCUGCAAUGAACCUGAGGAUACGAGGGGUGACUGAUCGAACAAUCAACCUGGAAUGGGAGGGGUCAGUUGUGCUCACAGAUUUCUUGGUGACUUACACGCCAAGCAGCCCUGGUGGUGUACAGCUAGAGAUAAGGAUCCCCGGAAACACCACCUCCUGGACCAUCACAGGCCUGGAGGCAGGCAUGGAGUAUAACAUCAACGUGUUUGCUGUCAUCAACAGCAGUAUCAGCGUCCCUGCUAGCAUUACUGUUUCCACCUAUCUCUCCAAUCCUGAUGGUUUAGUCUUCAAAUCCAUCACAGAGACGUCAGUAGAGGUCCAGUGGCAACCCUUCUACUAUUCCUUCGAUGGAUGGGAGAUCAGCUUCAUCCCCAAGGACAAUGAUGGAGGGAUGACUGCUCAGCUCCCCAGCACCAUCACUUCCUUUGUGCAGACCGGUCUGAGGCCAGGGGAGGAGUAUACUGUUAACCUGGUGGCUCUGAGAGACCAGGGCCGAAGCCAGCCGGUCACCGCCACUGUCACAACAUUGAUUGAUGGCCCCACCCAGCUGAUCGUUCGGGAUGUGUCAGACACUGUCGCAUUUGUAGAAUGGACCGCACCAAAGGCCAAGAUUGAUCAGAUUGUGUUGCGUUACGGUCUGGUGGGAGGAGAGGGGCCACGGACUACCUUCCGCCUGCAGCCCACACUCAGCCAGUAUUCCCUGCAGGUUUUGCGCCCUGGUUCGCGUUAUGAGGUGUCUGUGAGCGGUGUGAGGAAAGGAAACGAGAGUGGAUCCAUCUCCACUGAAUUUACUACCGAGAUCGAUGCCCCCAAGAACUUGCGGCUCUUGUCCAAGACCUCCACCACACUGGAGCUGGAAUGGGAUAACAGUGAGGCUGAGGUGGAUGCCUACCAGGUUGUGUACAGCACUUUAGCAGGAGAUCUGUACGACAAAGUCAUCGUACCACGCAAUGAGGGAGCAACCACUAAGACCACGAUCACAGACCUGCUUCCAGGCACAGAGUAUGGCAUUGGGAUUUCUGCCAUCCGAGAUAGCAACCAGAGUACACCAGCUACAAUGAACGCCAGGACAGGACUGGAUGUGCCGUUGGACCUGACUGUGACAGCAUCCACAGACAAUACCAUCACCCUUGUGUGGGGGGUGGUCCAGGGCCCAAUAGACCAUUAUAAGGUCACCUACACAUCCUCUUCUGGUGUCACCACUGAGCUGACUGUUCCUAAAGACGUAACCACCACGACUCUGACAGACCUUGAGCCAGGGACUGAGUACACUAUCACAGUGGCUGCAAGGAGAGGAAGACAGCAGAGCACUGCUGCUACUAUAGAUGCAUUCACAGGAAUCAGACCCGUAACUCACCUCUACUUGUCAGAGGUGACUUCAGACUCAGUGUCGGUGGCGUGGAGCCCAGCACCACCUGCUGACCUCUUCAUCCUGAGCUACAGCUCUGCUGAUGGAACCGACACCUCUAAGGUGACACUGGACGGCUCCAAGACGAGGUCACUGGUCCAGGGGCUGCUACCGUCCACUCAGUACACCGUCAGUCUAAUCACUAUACAGGGGGACGUUACCUCUGAGCCUAUUACAGCGUCACUCACGACAGGCAUGGACCCACCAAAGGAGAUGACAGUAUCAGAUGUUACAGAAGAUGCAGUGACCAUCUCCUGGAUCAAACCACUGGCUCCAUUUGAAUACUAUAAACUGUCUUAUCAGUCAGCCAGAGGUCGAGUGGACAGUGUAGUGAUAGACAGCGAUGUGACCAACUACACCUUGUCCAGUUUGUUUCCUGCAACAGAAUAUGAGAUCAGUCUUAAUGCUGUCCGAGGCAGCCAGGAGAGCAAAAUGGUCACCACGUCUGUUUUCACAGCUAUGGACAUGCCUGCUGAAUUGACAGCUCUAAACAUCACUCCACAAGGAGCUCUUCUGAGGUGGAAUCCCCCUCUGUCCAGUGUUGACAACUACGUCUUGACCCUAACACACAACCAGGUGACGGCUGAUACUUUCCUUGUGGAAGGCACCAAGCAGGAGCACCAGCUGUCCAACCUUAAGCCAAGCACCACCUACUCCGUUGCCCUGUACGCCACCAAAGGACCCCUCACCAGUGGCACUGUCAUCACCAACCUCCAGACACCCAUGGAUGCACCACUGAAUCUGACUGCCAGUGAAGUAAAUCACCGCAGCGCUCUCAUCUCCUGGCAACCGCCAAUCGCAGAAAUUGAUAACUACAUGCUCACCUACAAAUCAGCCGAUGGAAGCCGUAAGGAGCUGAUUCUAGAUUCAGAAGACACAUGGAUUCGUCUGGAGGGGCUGGGUGAGACGACAGAGUACACAGUGAAGCUUCAGGCUGCGAGGGGACUAGACACCAGUGCUGUUGUUUCCACUACUUUCACUACAGGGAGUCGUUUGUUUGCGACACCUCAGAAUUGUGCUCAACACCUGCUGAAUGGAGAGACUCUGAGCGGCGUCUACACCAUUUACAUCAACAGAGACCCCAGUCAGGGUGUGCAGGUGUACUGUGACAUGACCACUGAUGAAGGAGGCUGGAUUGUGUUUCAGCGUCGACAGAACGGUCUGACGGACUUUUCCAGGAAGUGGAAUGACUAUCGGGCCGGUUUUGGGAAUCUGGAGGAUGAGUUCUGGCUCGGUCUGGACAACAUUCAGAAGAUCGCUGGUCAGGGCCGUUACGAACUGAGGAUCGACAUGAAGGAUGGGCAGGAGUCAGUCUAUGCUAAUUAUGAUAAAUUCUCUAUUGGAGAUGCAAGGAACCUCUACAAGCUUAGGAUAGGAGAGUACAAUGGCACUGCAGGUGACUCUCUGAGCUACCACCAGGGCCGGCCCUUCUCUACAAAAGACAGAGACAAUGACAUCGCCGUCACUAACUGUGCCUUGUCCUACAAAGGAGCCUGGUGGUACAAGAACUGUCACCGGGCCAACCUCAACGGCAAAUACGGCGAGUCCAGACACAGUCAGGGUAUUAACUGGUAUCACUGGAAAGGCCACGAGUUUUCUAUUCCCUUCGUGGAGAUGAAGAUGAGGCCAUUCAACUUCCGUAGCAUCAGCAGUAAGAGGAGGCGAUCUGCCCCUGAAUAAACAAACCGCCCUCACACCAAGCCCGGAGUCAUGGUUAAACGGAGUUCGGAUAAUGUUUAAUGAGGGAUUCAUGCUAUCUGUGUGCUGCGCCGGAGGUUCAAGUUUGAUGCAAACUGACAACACUCUUUAAUGAGACUGAAGCAACGGGUCUUACAAAAAACGCUACUAAUAUUUUAUUAAUAUUCAUUUGUAAAAUAAACACAUUAAUUAUUAAUAUACUACUGACAUCCAGAAGCUCUUAUAACCACGGAUGUAACCAUGAACGCACCACGAUAGCGGAGAAAGCGAAACAAUGUCCGACCUCUGUUUAUUUGUUCUCCUGCCCAGCUUUAGCUGUCUUUCCCUGCUGUACUUCUACCCGGAAGAUAGAAGACACUGUAUGUAAUUUAUUAAAUACUUUGAAUGACAAUGGUUCUUUUCGCUGUAAAACUGGAAGGGCAAACCAAGAAGCUUUUUUCUUCGUUAAGUCUGUGAUUUGCCUUUCCCAAACUAGGGAGGAAAUGUGCUCAGAAACCCCCUCACCUGUGAGAGGUUGCAUUAUUUUAACCAUUAUGAACUAAUAACACUUUUAACACAAAAAAAAA